Molecule: messenger RNA, 951 nt
Organism: Rotaria sordida
Lineage: Eukaryota; Metazoa; Rotifera; Eurotatoria; Philodinida; Philodinidae
Source: the annotation of a GenBank genome assembly
AUGAAUAGAAAGCGACAAUCAACAAUAGUACUACGUGAAUGUAAAAUUUGUGAAGCUCCGGCUCAAUAUUCGUAUUACGGUGUUAUAGCAUGUUCUCCAUGCAAAAUAUUUUUCAAACGAAAUGCUGAACGAGGACAAAAAGUAUUAAAAUGCAAUUCUGAUGGUCAUUGUGAAAUAAAUUCAAAUAAUCGUUAUCAUUGUUCUUAUUGUCGACUUAUGAAAUGUUUUACAAAUGGAAUGCAAACUGAAAUGCUUCGAUCUUCUUUGCCAAAAAGAAAGAAAAAAAGUGAAAAAGAAAAAAUGAUGACAAAUCCAGUAGAAACAACAUCAACAGCGUUAGUUAGAUUAAAUCAACUUGAACAAUUUCCAACAUUGAAUCUGUUACGAUCAGAUCAAUCAACAUUGGAUGUCGAUCAAUGGAAUCUUAUCUCAAAUUUAUCACGUUGUUAUGAUGAACAUAGUGGAUUAUCAAUAGGUCAAACUUACAUGCAUGAACAAAAUAAAUUACCUCAUAAAUUACGUUAUAAAUGUGCAUCAGUGUCCGAGUUAUAUCAAAUGAUGUUUAAUGAUGCUCAAUUAUUAUACAAAAACAAUCGCGAUUUUCGUUGUUUAUCAGCAGAUGAUCGUUCUAUUUUACUGCAUAGUACAUUGUCACAUACGACACUCAGCAACCUUACCCUCCGAAGCAACGAUAUUGGUGCUAAUGGAGCACAAUAUCUGGCUGAAGCAUUACAGAAUACUACAACACUUACCAUGCUCAAUCUUGAAAGCAGCAACAUUGAUUCUGUAGCAGCACAGUAUCUUGCUCAAGGAUUACAAAAUAACACUACACUCACAGAGCUUAAUCUUCACUACAAUAAAUUUGGUGAUGAAGGACUGGAAUAUUUAACUCGAGCAUUUCAAAAUAACACGGUUAGACAAGUUUUCUUUUCAUCGACUGUAAUUUCAUGA